CCACGCACUGGUCCUUCCUGCCCGGAGUCACGUCGGUCGGAACACCGCUCCGUGUCCUCGUGUUCGCUCUUCAACGUCGUCCACCGAGCCGAGUCGGGUCUAGGUUAUAGUGCUCCAGUAGUUGUUCAAGUUUUUCACCAUGGCUGUCGGAGAUUUCAAGUCUGAGAAGGGUGUCAAGGACCUGGACGCCUUCCUCGCCGAGCGCAGCUACGUGGAGGGCUUCGUGCCGUCCCAGGCCGACGUGUGCGUGUUCGAGGCCCUCGCCAAGGCGCCGUCAGCUGCUACCCCGCAUGCCCUCCGCUGGUACAACCACAUCAAGUCGUACCAGGGCGCCGAGAAGACCAAGCUACCCGGCAAGAAGGAGGUCCCCGCCGCCCUGCUCAAGGGAGGCGCCGCCGCCGCCCCCGCGGCCAAGCCCGCAGCCAAGCCGGCCGCCAAGCCUGCCGCCGAUGACGACGACGACGUGGACCUGUUCGGCUCCGACGAGGAGGAGGACGCAGAGGCCGCAAAGAUCAGGGAGGAGAGGCUCGCCGCCUACGCCGCCAAGAAGUCCACCAAGCCCACCCUGAUCGCCAAGUCCUCCAUCGUGAUGGACGUCAAGCCCUGGGACGACGAGACCGACAUGAAGGAGAUGGAGACGAAGGUUAGGUCCAUCACCAUGGACGGCCUGGUCUGGGGCGCCUCCAAGCUGGUGCCGGUCGGCUACGGCAUCAACAAGUUGCAGAUUAUGUGUAUUGUUGAGGAUGACAAGGUUUCAGUGGACGCUCUUUCUGAGGAAAUCCAAGCCUUUGAAGACUUUGUUCAGUCUGUUGACAUUGCUGCCUUCAACAAAAUUUAAGUUAAUUCUUUUCUAAUUUAACAAAUUUAUAUAUUUUACUGAUAAUUUGCGAUACCUGUCUUGUUUUGUAAUUACAAUGGAAACGAACUGUACUGAUGACCCAGUAAACGAUGCUCACCUGUA
Messenger RNA from Thrips palmi, 961 nucleotides. RefSeq names its product probable elongation factor 1-beta. The transcript has a single exon. Lineage: Eukaryota; Metazoa; Arthropoda; Insecta; Thysanoptera; Thripidae. The record is from RefSeq and is a predicted model, not a curated record. Bases 140 to 838 code for a protein of 232 amino acids. Gene Ontology annotation, molecular function: translation elongation factor activity; guanyl-nucleotide exchange factor activity. Gene Ontology annotation, cellular component: eukaryotic translation elongation factor 1 complex; cytosol. Gene Ontology annotation, biological process: translational elongation.